AUGGAUUUUAAGAGCGUGGUGUACAACGCUGCGAGGGACGGCAAGCUCAAGCGUCUCAAGGUAUUCCUGGAGCAUCGAGGCAAGGAUGAGGUAGGACAACUAGUCGGUGCCAAGACCCAUGGCGCAACACCCUUAGUCAUGGCAUGUCGGAACGGACAUUACGAUGUGGCGGAAUAUCUCAUUGAAAAAUGUGGGGCAGACGUGGAGCAGCCUGGAUCAGUGGUCUUUGAGGGUGAAACAAUCGAGGGUGCACCACCCCUCUGGUGCGCGGCGGCCGCUGGCCACUUGUCCUUAGUAAAACUGCUUGUGAGACGAGGAGCCAAGGUGAAUUCAAUCACGAAGACGAAUUCUACGCCUCUUCGUGCUGCAUGUUUCGACGGACAUUACGAUAUCGUCAAAUUCUUAGUGCAACAUGGUGCAGAUAUAGAGAUGGCGAAUCGACACGGGCACACGUGCCUAAUGAUCGCCUGCUACCGGGGUCACGUUAAAAUAGCGAAGUUCCUACUCGCCCUGAAAGCAGAUGCGAAUCGCAAGUCCGUGAAGGGUAAUACAGCACUACACGACUGCGCCGAAAGUGGAUCCUUGGAGAUACUGAAGAUACUUGUCGAGCACGGGGCCCAGAUGGACGUAGACUCUUACGGGAUGACGCCACUUCUCGCGGCAGCAGUAACAGGUCACACGCAUAUCGUCGAAUAUCUCAUAGGCAUUCCCCAGCUGUUCAGCAGGAAAGAACGUAUCGACGCGUUGGAGUUGCUUGGAGCCACAUACGUGGAUAAAAAGAGAGAUAUGAUUGGCGCCCUGCAGUUCUGGAAAAGUGCCAUGAACGAGCGAUAUCGGGGAGAUGGACCAGUGAUAGCAAAACCUGAAUCUCCGCCGCUUGUAGCCGCUUACGAUUACGCCCGAGAGGUAAUUGAACCCGAAGCUUUGGACGAUUUGUUAGCAGACCCAGAUGAAAUGCGCAUGCAGGCACUGGUGAUUAGAGAACGAAUAUUAGGACCGGCUCAUCCAGACACUAGUUAUUAUAUUAGAUAUCGUGGAGCUGUUUAUGCGGACGCGGGUAAAUUCCGUCGCUGCAUCGAAUUGUGGAACUACGCUCUCGACAUGCAGCAAAGCAUGCUGGAACCACUAAAUCCUAUGACACAAAGCUCUCUAUUCAGUUUUACCGAACUCUUCAGCUUUAUGGUGGGUGAGGAAGGUAGACAGACGACAAGGGGUCGUAGAGUACCACCAGUAAAAAGGGAAGAUCUGAUGAGAGUUUUUGAAAAAGCCAUUAACGAAGUAGCGAAAGGAAAGCAAAUGCUGGACAAAAUGGGCGAUCUAACAUGCGAACGUGAUUUUACAUUCUUGAACAGAGUUCUUGUUAUUACUCUGCAUUUGGCGUGUCUAUUAACGCGCGAGACUGGAGAAAAGGAUAGCGAAGAAUACAAUGUCUUCCACAAAGAGCUUUACAAGUUAAUCCGAAUAAAUGCCAAAGGCAAACACGGCCGCGACGCGCUGCAUUUAGUUCAUAGCGAGGACGGUGCGCUGGUUGGCAGGUAUCCCACGUGCAAGUUUCCAUCUCCUCAUUUGACUAAAGCUCUGCUGAAAGUAGGUGCAAAUGUGGCUGCCAGGGAUAACGACGGCAACACGGCUUUGCAUCUUACCGCGCUAUUGCAGCCUUGGCGACCGAUUCUGUCGAUCGACCUGCUCAACGCCGGCGCGCAUCUCGACGCGAUAAACAACGACGGCAAGACGUUCCAGAUGCUAUUGCCUAAUAAAGAGCUUUACGAUUCGAUUUGUCCUCUAAAAUACACCACACUCGCCUGUUUGGCCGCGCGAGUGGUUAAAAAGACGCAGAACAUCAGCAGAGUGCCCGCACACCUUCGCACUUUCGUUGAGAUGCACUAGUAAUGCUGUAAUGAGACACCACCAGUGAAAUGCCAUGGUAAACACUUUAAUCGAAAAAAUGUGACGAAAUUGGAAAACAAUGGUGAUAAUUUGGGCGUUAUAUAACUUGAAUUCAUAAUUCAUUCAUUCUAGCAUUUCGAUAUUCACUUUAUUAUACAGAAUUUCAAAAUCGUUCUUAUUUCUGAAUUUUUUUUUAAUGAGGACGAUUUUGAGAUAUCUUGUAUAUAAUCCAAACUAGAACAGAGAUAAAAAGAUUGUCCCCGAGAAGCACAAGUCUUCUGACUGAUGAUAUAAUACGAAGCACACGUGAUCCCAAGAAGAUCUUUUGAUAGCUUCUCUCGUAAUAUACAUAAAACAUGUUUCGCAAUAAGAUUUUCGCAAACAAAGAAUACCUUUUUUCAUUUAGUUUUUCAUUCAACUUUCUUUUUAUGCUUCGUAAUUAAUUUACUAACAGAAAACUCCAAAUAUAUGCGUCUUUUAA
Molecule: messenger RNA, 2368 nt
Organism: Cyphomyrmex costatus
Lineage: Eukaryota; Metazoa; Arthropoda; Insecta; Hymenoptera; Formicidae
Product: protein fem-1 homolog CG6966
Exons: 8
Coding region: 1-1887 (628 amino acids)
Biological process (GO): ubiquitin-dependent protein catabolic process
Cellular component (GO): ubiquitin ligase complex
Molecular function (GO): protein binding
Source: RefSeq, a predicted model, not a curated record